AUGGCUGGCCUCGCAAACAUCAUCUACUCGCAUGUCUCCCUACCCCCGGCACUCUUCGCUGCGUUUAGGACCUUCAUCCGCAAGAACACUGUUCUCCUGACCACUGCUUUUGCUGGUGCUUUCGCUUUCGAGCUUGGCUUUGACGUGACCUCCAACAAGAUCUGGGAUAGCUGGAACCAGGGCCGCCAAUGGAAGGACAUCAAGCACCGUUAUAUUGCUGCCAAGGAGGAGGAGGACGACGAGUAA
Molecule: messenger RNA, 246 nt
Organism: Penicillium bovifimosum
Lineage: Eukaryota; Fungi; Ascomycota; Eurotiomycetes; Eurotiales; Aspergillaceae
Product: cytochrome b-c1 complex subunit 9
Exons: 5
Coding region: 1-246 (81 amino acids)
Biological process (GO): mitochondrial electron transport, ubiquinol to cytochrome c
Source: RefSeq, a predicted model, not a curated record